Molecule: messenger RNA, 2442 nt
Organism: Eruca vesicaria subsp. sativa (arugula)
Lineage: Eukaryota; Viridiplantae; Streptophyta; Magnoliopsida; Brassicales; Brassicaceae
Source: the annotation of a GenBank genome assembly
CUACUCUAUACGACAAAACCUUGUGACAAAAUGCUCAAAACCUCACCUGCUUCUUCCCUCUCUCUCAGAUAAAGUGACAACUCCCCACCAACCCCUUAGUUUCAUCCCCUAAAACGUCAUCGUUUCCUCAUGUCCCUCUCUCCUUCUGCCUCGCCGGCUCCGGCAGAUUCCCCUCCUGCCACGUCAUCACCUCCUGCUCCUCCUUUCUCUCCUCUUCCCCCGCCAUUGGAAUCUCCUCCUCCCUUGGCUCCACCACCAACUAUAUUACCUCCCACCUCUUCCCCACCACCACCUUCUGUGGAACCCCCACCGUCUCCUCCUUUAGAACCCCCACCGUCUCCUCCGGAGGAACCACCACCGUCUCCUCCUGAGGAACUCCCACCUUCCCCUCCAACUCCUUCCGUCUCACUCUCACCGCCAUUGCCCUUCCUUCCCGCCAAACCUUCUCCGCCGCCUUCUCCACUUCCCUCUGAGACACCGCCGCCGCCGGAAAAAACAGCUUCUCCACCGCCUCCUUCACUACCAUCAGAAUUACCUCCGCCGGUGAAUACAGCAGCUUCUCCACCGCCGCCGUCUCCUCCUCGCCGCCGUGGUCCUAAACCUUCACUUCCUCCUCCCACUACUCCAUCUAUCCCGGAAACUUCCCCUCCACCUAAACCACCACUCUCACCACCACCAUUGCCAUCUUCAUCCACUCCGGCGCCAAAGAACUCGCCAGCAACAACAACUCUUCCUUUUUUCGGCCCAAUGGGCCCACUACCAGACGGAACUAUAUCAACACCUAAUGGGCCCAUUAUAGAGCCCAAAACAACUCCAGGCCAAUCAAUCUCCCCGGGAACAGCACAGCCACUGGUACCAAAGAGUCUCCCCGAGACGACGUCGUACCACAGAUCAUCAGCCGGAUUCUUAUUCGGAGGUGUGAUCGUUGGAGCUCUUCUGCUUGUUCUAUUAGGCCUCCUCUUCGUCUUCUACAGAGCCACCAGAAACAGAAAUAGCAACAGCUCUCGUCAUCAACAAUCAAAAACUCCACCAAAAGUUCAACAUCAACGAGGCGGUAAUGUGGAACCAGACCAGACGAAUGUUAUCACUAUACCACCACCAAAGUAUUCAUCCAGCGCAAGCUAUAGUACUACCACUAAGGAGAGCAAUGCUGUUACAAUGAACGUUACAGUGUCAUCAGGAACGUUCACAUACGAAGAGCUACUAGAGGCAACGGGUGGAUUCUCAGAGGCUAACCUCUUGGGAGAAGGAGGAUUCGGUUACGUUCACAAAGGAGUGCUGAGAAACGGGAGAGAAGUUGCGGUGAAGCAGCUGAAGAUUGGGAGUAAUCAAGGGGAAAGAGAGUUUCAAGCUGAAGUUGACACUAUCAGUAGAGUUCAUCAUAAACACUUGGUUUCGUUGGUUGGUUAUUGCAUUAACGGAGAUAAAAGACUGUUGAUUUAUGAGUUUGUUCCUAAAGAUACGUUGGAGUUUCACUUGCAUGGGAACAGAGGAAGUGUGUUGGAGUGGGGAUUGAGGCUUAGGAUUGCUGUAGGAGCAGCUAAAGGAUUAGCUUAUCUUCAUGAGGAUUGCAGUCCAACUAUAAUUCACCGUGAUAUCAAAGCAGCUAAUAUACUUCUAGAUUCCAAAUAUGAGGCAAAGGUCUCUGACUUUGGGCUAGCCAAGUUCUUUUCAGACACCAAUUCAUCAGUCACUCAUAUCUCUACUCGAGUGGUAGGAACGUUCGGAUACAUGGCUCCAGAAUAUGCGUCUAGUGGUAAAGUGACUGAUAAAUCAGAUGUGUAUUCCUUUGGUGUCGUGCUUCUAGAACUCAUCACUGGACGUCCACCAAUCUUCGCUAAAGAUCCUACCAGAAACCAGAGUUUAGUUGACUGGGCGAGGCCAUUGCUUGCAAAAGCUAUCUCCGGAGAGAGUUUUGACACUCUUGUAGACCCGAGACUGGAGAAGAACUACGAUACAACUCAAAUGGCAGACAUGGCUGCUUGUGCUGCUGGUUGCAUACGCCAAUCAGCUUGGCUUCGUCCUCGAAUGAGCCAGGUAAUCCGUGCUCUUGAAGGCGAGGUGACCUUAAGAAACGUGGAAGAGACGUACAGCUCUUCUGAAAACCCUAAUGACAACUCUCUACCGUAUGGAACAAGUAAGAGGAGGUUCAACACUGAUUCAAGCAAUGGUUCCACUUCAGAGUAUGGAAUCAAUCCUUCUCAGUCGAGCAGUGAACAACAUCAAUUUACAGGUCCUAAAGUGUAAUAAGUUUCACCACAACUAUGGACAUGAUUAGUCUCUACUUCAUUCAUUUGUAACUAUUUGAUUGACAUUAGUGAAGGGUUUCCAAAGAUCACUGCUUGUGUUCUAGCUUUCACUUGUGAACUAUAAUUAAUAUGUUGUAAUCUUUGAUUAUAUGUUUUGUUGAACAAUUUGUAAGUCCCAUUCUUUGCAAACACC